AAAGGGAUGGACCAGUUGUGUACGUUGCGGCAGCAGGCAACUCAUGGGACAGAAGAAACCCCCUCCAAAAACGCCACACUACCUCAGUUUCCCUUUCCUGGAUGCAAAGUGCUAUAAACCAAAAUGAAGAGCCUCAAGGCAAAGUUUAAGAAGAAUGAGAGUCAGGACUGGAGUAAGAGCGAUGAGAGACUACUGCAGGCUGUAGAGCAGAACGAGCCUGACAAAGUAGCUGCCCUGAUUGUGAAGAAGGGACUUUGUCCCACCAAACUGGACGUGGAGGGAAAGUCAGCGUUCCAUCUCUGUGCGUCUCGGGGUCGUCUGGACUGCUUGGAGGUCAUCCUGGCUCACGGGCCAGACAUUAACGUGACAGAUGGUACAGGCUUCAGUGCCCUUCACCUAGCAGCAAAGAACUGCCAGCCUGAGUGCCUGAAGAGACUAUUACAGGAGAGAUUGUCUGUAGACUCCACAGACAGCUUUGGCCGGACAGCUUUGCAUCACGCAGCUGUGAGUGGCUGCUUGUCCUGCACUGAGACUCUGUGGGACUUCAAGGCCAGUCUGGAUGCCCAGGACGGGGAUGGGGUGACCGCGCUGAUCCUAGGAGCCCAGAUGAGCAGAGUGGGGCUGUGUGCUUUCCUGUUGGACCGAGGAGCCAAUCCCAACAUACAGGACAGCCAGGGCAGGUCAGCCCUGAUGCUGGCCUGUGAGAGUGACAGUGCAGAGACUGUGGAGGCGUUGCUAAGGGGAGGGGCUAACCCACAUCUGGCCGACGCCCUCGGACACCACGCCGUCCACUACAGCGCAACUGCCGGCAACCAGCGCAUUGCACAGCUGCUGCAAAACAGAGCUCCAGCCACUGAGGGCAAUGGAGAAGAGCGACAGCCCCCUCCUCCCCCUCCUCUACCAGGGGGUACGACCCCCCGUAAGAGGAAAGCCCCCCCUCCUCCACGCUCCCCUCCCCAGGGCUCCCCACCAUCUCCUGCCUCCCAGAGCCCUCCUCCCCCUGCCUCUCCUGAGCCUCUGACCCAGAGACCCGCUCCCCUUCCUCAGUCCCCAGAGACGCAGCGCUCUGCUCAGGCUAACCUUAUGGAGGAUGAGGAGGUGUUUGAGGAGAUCCGCAGACUGCGUCUGGAAAGAGGACGUCUGCUCCAGAAGAUCAAAGGUCUGGAGCAGCAGCAGAACAGCGCCCACACUGCCCUGGAGGAGCUGACUCAGCUGAGAGAGCGUCUGCAGCAGGCGGAGGCAGAGCGGGACAGGCUGCAGACUGAACUGGAGGAGCUGAAGGCAGGUCAGGUGAUCGGUGCCAGUGACUCAGAUGACGACAUGCUGGACUUCCCAGGUGCUGAGAAGCUGCUCUCCAGGCGGUCGAGAGAGUCUCCCUCUGCUCUGGACGAGGGGGAGGCAGACUCCCUCAACCCCACCUCUCCUGGUGCUGCAGACUCAGACACUGUGGCGGAGCUACGCAAACAGCUGAAGGAGCUGGCCUUACAGAAUCAGGAGCUGGUCCUGAAAGUGCAGAUGCUGGAGAUGUUUGAGAAAGAUGACACUGACAUGCAGACAUCCGGCCCAGACUUUGUCCCCACGGCUCUGUAUGACUCCCUGAGGAGGGAGUUUGAAGCUCUGCAGGAGCAUUACUCCCAGGCCCAGGCUUCAGCUGAGGCCUCCAGCAUGGCAGGGGAUCAGGGGUGGAAGGGGGGAGGAGAUGGGGUGUCAGGGGCAGAGGGGAAGGAGCGGACAGAGGAGAUGGAGGGGGAGAGCAGUAAGGAGCUGAAGGAGAGGCUGUGUGGGCUGGAGGAGCAGCUGGCCCACUCCCAGUCUGAACUGGAGGAGCUGAGAGAACAGGUGCACCUUGGGGUCUACUCUGUGGAACAGGCAGGGGGCCAUGGGGGCGCGGUGGGUGAGACGGAGGGGGCGGGCCAGGAGACACAGCAGCUGAGAGAGAGGGUGAGGGACCUGGAGGCGGUGCUGAAAGAACGAGAGAGACAGGGGGAGGGACAGAGUGAGGGUGAGGGCGAGAGCACAGGGGACAAUGACACAGUCAAACAGCUGAGAAAGAAAGUUAAGAAACUACAGGCAGCCCUGGAAGAUAAAGGAACAGAAAAAGAGGGCGAAAAGGAGGACGGGGGAGGGGGAGAGCUGCAGGGGCGUGUGGGGGAGCUGGAGGAGGAGCUGAGGCAGUGUGUUCCCCGUUCGGAGCUGGACGAGGUGCAGGUGACCCUGGGUCUGCAGUGUGAGCAGCUGGCCAGGGAGAGAGCUGAGGCCAGCCUGAGACUGAACGAGGCUUUACUGGAGCUGGAGAGACUACGCCCCCCCAGCCCCACACACCACCAAGGAGACGACGAGGAGGAGGAAGAGGAGGAAGAUAGGUCUGAGGGAGCCCUCCCUGAGACGGGUGAGAGAGGAACUGGAGGUGGCUAG
Oncorhynchus gorbuscha (pink salmon) is the source of this 2415-nucleotide messenger RNA. Its product is annotated as ankyrin repeat domain-containing protein 24-like. Gene Ontology annotation, molecular function: actin binding. The record is from RefSeq and is a predicted model, not a curated record. The transcript has 19 exons. The coding region runs from base 124 to 2415 and encodes 763 amino acids. Lineage: Eukaryota; Metazoa; Chordata; Actinopteri; Salmoniformes; Salmonidae.